AUGCUCUUCAUCAUAACCCUCAUCAUCUUCGGGUUCUGGGCGUGGAACCGGCGGAAGAGGGACUCCAAGGAACCGCCGAUGUUGCCUGGUGCUGUACCUCUCAUUGGCCACGCAUACCACUUCAUUGGAGACAGUGCUGAAGUUGUGCUGUGGAAGAAGCUAGAGGACGUGUCAGACAAGUGCUCCGACGCUGGUGGAGUCAUCCAGGCGCAGAUCGGACCCAGGACUGUUUAUGUGGUGACAGACCCUGAGGACUGUAUGACGAUAUCCAACGCGUGUCUUCAGAAGGACGGCUACUACGACUUCGCCAAGCCCUGGCUGGGAGAAGGCCUGGUCACUGGGACUCUGUCAAUAUGGAGAGUCCACCGGAAGCUGCUCAACCCGGCCUUCAGCCAGAUAGUCCUGGACGGGUUUCUGGACCUCCUCAACCGCCAGGCUCGGAGGCUGGUGAAGGACUUGUCGGCGGAGGUCGGCAAAGGGCCCUUUGACCACUGGGUGUAUACACGGCAUAACGCCAUUGAGACUAUUUGCUUGACCGCCCUAGGCGUAGACUUUAGCGACAAGACGAUCCUCACGGCGGAGUACGUGCAAGCGACGGAGAAGAUACUAAAUGUGUUCGUGGAGAGAUUCCUCAAGAUCUGGUGGCACAACAACUUCCUGUACGACUUCAGCAACCUGAAGAAGAAGCAAGAUGAGCUGUUGAAGAUACUGCAUCAUAUGUCUAUCACGGUACUCAAGAAGAGGAAAGCAGAAUACUUGAAGAACAGAAAUAACGUAGAGGAAACAGAAAAACCAACUAUUACAGGAGUCAAAUUCAAACCCUUCAUGGAUCUUCUUUUAGAACUUUCUAUUGAGAAGGGGGCGUUUGAUGAUAGGGAGAUCAGAGAGCACAUAGACACCAUGAUCAUAGGGGGUCAUGACACAUCGGCCGCGGUGCUGAUGUUCAGUUUAUUACUGAUAGGAUCCUACCCUGAGGUUCAGGAGAAGAUAUUUGAUGAGCUUCGUGAAGUAUUCGGUGAUGACGACCGCGACGCGUCCAAGCACGAUCUCUCGCAGCUCGUCUACCUGGAAGCUGUUCUGAAGGAGAGCAUGAGGAUAUACCCCAUAGUGCCCGUCAUAGCGAGAGCCCUGGAUAAGGACGUUAAGUUGCGCCACUGCACCCUCUCGGCCGGUCGCACCUGUUUCAUGCUGGUCUGCGGGAUCCACCGCUACCCGUGCUGGGGCCCCGACUCCGCCCAGUUCAAGCCGGAGCGCUGGCUUGACCAGGCCAACUUGCCUGAGCAUCCGGGAGCCUUUGCCGCGUUCAGCAUGGGCAGACGGAUAUGUAUAGGUAAGUCCUACGCGUACAUGUCGAUGAAGACGACGCUGGCGCACGUGUUACGUCACUACAAGGUGAAGGGGGAUCACAGCAAACUGACUCUCAAGAUGGACGUCAUGCUGAAGCCCGUGGGCGGACACCACAUUAGCAUUGAGAGGAGGAAGAAGCUCGUCAAGUAG
Molecule: messenger RNA, 1497 nt
Organism: Aricia agestis (brown argus)
Lineage: Eukaryota; Metazoa; Arthropoda; Insecta; Lepidoptera; Lycaenidae
Product: cytochrome P450 4C1-like
Exons: 11
Coding region: 1-1497 (498 amino acids)
Molecular function (GO): monooxygenase activity; oxidoreductase activity, acting on paired donors, with incorporation or reduction of molecular oxygen; heme binding
Source: RefSeq, a predicted model, not a curated record